Molecule: messenger RNA, 474 nt
Organism: Akanthomyces muscarius
Lineage: Eukaryota; Fungi; Ascomycota; Sordariomycetes; Hypocreales; Cordycipitaceae
Exons: 2
Coding region: 1-474 (157 amino acids)
Source: RefSeq, a predicted model, not a curated record
AUGCCGCACGCUGGAUACUUGUGCGUCCUGCGCGGCAUCCUCCACCAUCCCAUGUUUGCGCGGUUCUGGGCCCUGCAGCUGGAGCAAGACACGCAGCUUACUAGGAGAGCCACGGAGGACCAGCGUAGAGAGGCCGCGGCCGCUGCUGCUCUGGUGGCCGCAAAGGCCGAGCAGCAGCACUCUGGCGGACCUGUACACGGCGGCACCGUCGAUGCGCGUGACUGCCGUCGUGGCGUCCCUCAUGCGCAACUACAAGAGCGAGUUCAGAGCGCUGAAGCAUCCGCCGACGGAGACCAUAUACCUGGCAGCGCGCGCGAGCAGCAGCUCCGCGUAUUUGAAGCGGGUGCUGGAACAGGCCGAGGAAGCCGGCGUCGAUGUUUCUUCGACCUAUUUGAAGACCUGGAACGCUCUCAAGACGGCCCGUUCAACGGAAUGCGACCGGACGGUGUUGCUGUCAGCGGCGAGGGGUACUGA